Messenger RNA from Drosophila willistoni, 620 nucleotides. RefSeq lists its product as uncharacterized. Bases 100 to 558 code for a protein of 152 amino acids. Gene Ontology annotation, molecular function: nucleic acid binding; zinc ion binding. The transcript has 2 exons. NCBI's taxonomy places the organism in Eukaryota, Metazoa, Arthropoda, Insecta, Diptera, Drosophilidae. The record is from RefSeq and is a predicted model, not a curated record.
CUUUGCGUUGGAAAACUUAAGACCAAUGCACUACAAUGGCUACAUGCAAACCCAAAACGUAUAUUGGAGUCAGUGGACAAGUUGUUGGACGAGUUGGUGAUGGCGUUUGGUUCCAGGAAAUCGAAAGCAGAAUUGCGGCGUGCUUUUGAGGCCCGUGUCUGGAGAGAUGCCGAGCGAUUUUCAGAAUACUUUGAGAAUAAGGUGAAGCUAGCCCAACACGUCAAUAUUGAGGACGACGAGCUACAAGAUUUCAUCAUUCCAUUGGAGAGCAUGCGUAUACAAGCGCGUGUACAAUGUUUUGACAAUCCAAACCAAUUGUUAAGAGCAUUUGCGGAGGUCCGGCUGCCAAGUAAGAAGUUCGUCGAGAAGCAAAACAGGGUACCCAAGGACUCGAGGUGCCAUAAUUGUAAUUCAAGAAAUCAUUGGGCGAAGGAUUGCCUAAAACGUUUACGUGUUCGUGGAUCUUGUUAUGGGUGUGGUGCCAAGGAGCACCUCAUAGCGCAGUGGCCGCAAAGGAAGAAGCCCAAGGACAAAGUAAACAAUUAUAGUGCGUCAUAGAUUCGGGCAGCGCCUAAGGAUGUGCAGCUAAAUGAUAACUUUGAAAACUUUUGCGGGCUAAA